AUGCUCAUCCCAAUGCCGCCCGUCGCCCUGGGCGGCUACAGCAGCUAUGCGAAGUCCAGGCAGACGACCAUCCUUUGCUUGUUGAUCUUGCAGACCGUCGUCAUCCUUUCCCGCUGGGUGUUCCUGCUGGAUAUCCUGGGUGGAUUUAUUAUGGCCAUCGCGACAGGUUUCGGGUGGUAUGCCUACAAGGAGGAGAUGCACGGCACCUUCCUCUGUUACUGGGGUAUGAUGUGCUUCAUCAACGGCGUCUUCGAUUUCGUGAAGUUCAUUGAUUUCUGGGUCCACUCUCCGUUCCCCCUUUUCUCUGACAAUCUGCCCUUCAGCUCGAAUCUACGAUCGCUGAUCCUCAUCCUGGUCCCCGCCGUCACGCUGCCUGCGGCCGUGAUUGCGUGGUACGUCUACAAGGAUGCGGAGAAUGGAGGAGGUGGCUACGAGGACCGCUCCGAGCGCGCACCCCUGCGGGGUUCCGGCGGCAGCAGCGGUCCGGGCUUGCAGGGGCCCUAG
Molecule: messenger RNA, 504 nt
Organism: Symbiodinium sp. CCMP2592
Lineage: Eukaryota; Dinophyceae; Suessiales; Symbiodiniaceae
Source: the annotation of a GenBank genome assembly